AUGAAUAAUACAUACAAAUCAAACUUAAAAAGAAUUAUAGAUCUUUUACUCUCUGAUGAAAAUGAAGAUGAUUACAUUACCAGUCAAGAUUCGGAUUUGGAGAAUGACUAUGAUUUCGUUCCUGUUGAAUCCGAUGAUACAUCAACAAACGAACAUAUAUUAGAAGAGUCGGAUAAAUCAAAUUCUGAUGAUGAUCAAACUGAUACUUACACAGAUGAUCAACCAGAAAUAUUAGAAAUAGCCGGUAUUAGAUGGUCAAUACGUGCAAAUCUGAAACAAGGUCGAAUACCGGCUGCUAAUGUAAUAAAAAAAAGACCGGGUUCAACAACCAAGGUUCAAACGAUUUUGGAUUCAUUUAAACUUUUCUUGACAAAUGAAAUCCUCGAUGAAAUUGUUCUUCAGACAAAUCAUUAUGCAGAACAAUAUGUUGAUUAA
Molecule: messenger RNA, 435 nt
Organism: Rotaria sp. Silwood2
Lineage: Eukaryota; Metazoa; Rotifera; Eurotatoria; Philodinida; Philodinidae
Source: the annotation of a GenBank genome assembly